UAAAUUCGCCAUGCAAGGGGUCGUCUUUAUGCCGCAGAAUCCUCAGCAAGGCUCCCCACCUCCGAACGGCGUGACCGUCACCGACAUGGAAGAACUGCCCGACAUUAAACAAGAGCUUUGUGCCGCCGGUCAGAGCUACCAAAGCGACUCAGGCGUCUUCUCUGCCAACACGACUCAGGGCGACGCUGACGCCCGCAGCGACUGCAGCUCGCCCGAACGCAAGUACGUCUGUCCGAUCUGCGAUACCAUUUUGGCGUCGCAGCACGACUUCACCCUCCACAUCAGAUCGCACAACAACGAAUCCGAAGAGCAAAAGUCGUUCUCUUGCAAGAUAUGCCGCAAGGUGCUCAGCUCCAACUCUAGCCUCGACAGGCACGUGUUGGUUCACAGCGGCGAGAGACCUUUCCAGUGCAAGCACUGCGGCGACACAUUCACCACCAACGGAAACAUGCACCGGCACAUGAGGACUCACUCGACCAAAGAGAACUACGAAUCGGAUGGCAGUACGACAGACAGCGGCAGCUCCAAGAGCACCGAGUUUAACAACAACAAAGUAGACACGAAAUUCAACAACAAGAGGAAGCUGGACACGACCGAUUACGUUACCAAAAGACGUGAAGCGCGUCGCGAUGGCGAAGAAACGUCGCGAUUCCAGUGCCCCGUGUGCGACAGGUCGGAUUUCAGUACCGUCGGCAACUUGGAUGCUCACCUGUAAGACAAUCAUCCAGAGUAUCCGGCCAAAUGCACCUUGUGCAAGCAAGUGUUCUCCAAUAACAAACUGUUGAUGGUCCACAAGGCGGCGGCUCAUGAAACCAACCAGCCCAAACACCCAUCUAUACUCGGGUUCAAAGAUUUGACCUUCGUUGAUUUCUCCAGCAACAAGUUCCCUAUCAUCGCAAAGCACGAGUGCGAAACGAACCUCCAUAAGGUGGCGGGAGGAUUAAAGUUUCAAUGCCGCAAAUGCUCGCGAGCUUUUCCUUGUCUGGAGAUCCACGAGAACUCCUGCGCGGACGUGCAGGCUUUGAAAUCGCACGACCAGAACAUAUCAGGUGCUGACAUCAGAUGCGCUGAGUUUUUGUCCAGGUUGAACUUGAUGCAGGACGAGAAAUUCGCAAAAGAAGACCCGAUCAAACUCAGGGAACACCUCGCCAAAGCGAUGGACAACACGAGAGACUUAGCCGACAUCCAGUCGAUCUUAUCCAACAUCAACCUGCAGAAGAUGCACGCCAAACCGGCAGACCACAAACCCGCAGUCAAACCCAACGUCGAAGACUGCUCGAAGGGCGAACAGGACGACGAGUCGCAGGACUCAUUCGCCAUAGAGUUCAGGAAAAUGAAGAUGCGAGGCGAGUUCCCCUGUAGACUGUGUACCGCCGUGUUCCCGAACCUGCGCGCCCUCAAGGGCCACAACAGAGCCCAUUUGAACGGUAACGCCAACGGCACGUACUUCUGCAACAUGUGUCCUCACUCGUCCGUCGAUAAGGCGGCGCUUAUCAGGCACAUGCGCACUCAUAACGGCGACAGGCCCUACGAAUGCUCACUUUGCAACUACGCAUUCACGACCAAAGCGAACUGCGAGAGACACUUGAGGAAUCGGCAUUCCAAGACUACCCGCGAAGACGUAAAGAAAUCGAUUAUUUACCACCCCUCCGAAGAUCCGACCAACGACGAUCUCAACAAGCUCAAUGUCAAAGACGAACCGAAGAAAACGCCCACCCCAUCGGGAGUUGACUUGAGCGACCUCAAUCCUGUCAAGCUUCACUGUUCCACUCCCAAAACGGAGGCCAAGCCUGAUUUUGCUUCACCCCCUUUGAUUCCCGACCUACAGGCACUGCAACCUACCAGGUUUCCAGCAGCGGUGGACUUUAUUCGUAACGAAAACAUUCGAUCGUUAAAGAGAGGCAUCUCGAAUUUCUUCCCCCAGCCAUUCGGUCUCCUCCCCAAGCCCGAGAACCUAACACCAACCCUCCAGGUGAAAAAACUCGACCAGUUGCAAGACCAACCACGAGUAUUCGAGCCUGAACCUUACCGGGAAGAACCGCCUGUGGUGGAAGAGGCCCUAGAUUUAAGCAAGAAAAAAGUAGAGCUUGCGGACGUGGCCAUGGACGUUCCUCAAGACCUGACCAAAAAGUCGUCGCCAGCAUCGCCGAGAUUUCCCAUUAACGAGCUGCUGUUGAAAUCGCCUCCACAGAUUGACCCAGCCGCCCUUUAUGCCACCCACCUAGCGCACCUCUACCGAAGCGGUUUUCCUGGAUGGACGGGCUUUCCAGUCAACCCCCUGCUCUUCCCCGCCUUGCCUGGUCCUCAAGAGAUCAAGGAGCGCAUGCAACGGUUUCAAUUGUGCGGAGGCAGCGUCAUUGGCGAAGACUUUAAACCAUUCCCGAAUAUUCCGCCUCCAACGGCCGACGUCACGGCUGCUAAUUUGACCCGGGAACCAGAGAUGAAACCUUUGAAUCUAAACGUGGAGACCGGUUUCAGCGACAGCAGUCCGAGGCUUCAGAGUCCUGGUCAGCAGACGGUCAACGGAGACCCUAUGCAGUCACCCAACUCGGUCAAAAUGAUAAUCAAGAACGGCGUGUUAAUGCCGAAACAGAAACAGAGGCGCUACCGGACGGAAAGACCGUUCACCUGCGAACAUUGUUCAGCUAGAUUCACGCUGCGCUCGAACAUGGAGCGACACAUCAAGCAGCAACACCCUCAUUAUUGGUCGCAAAGACAGAGAGGUAAUAUCGGCCACCCACCCAGGAAGAUGGUGAGCGGUGUAGUGACGAAACCGACCUUUUGCGACUUGAACGUGCCCAGUUUCGAGAUGCCGAAAGUGUACGACUACCAGGAGUCGAAGGAACAGAUCAGCGAAAAGUUGAAGUACGCGAUACUCGCGCAGCAGUUGCGCUCGAAUCUUGGAGGAGGAGCGAAACCCAUAGAGAACGGUAAGAAAGAGGAAGACGAAGACUGCGAAUUGGUGAUCGACGAGAACGAUGAUGUCAACGGCCAAAGGAGCGAUCAAAAAGCAGUAGGAAAGGGAGAGGAGGACCUGGUACCGGUGUCGAGGUUGCUUGAUAACGCGUCGCAGCAGCAGUUUAAACAGUUUUUUAAGCGGGAUCCGGAAGACUCGGAGGUGGGGGCGAGCGAAGAAGACGAAGAGGGUUUAGUAGCGGGCGGCAGCACCAGCGAGGAGAACGUCUCCGGGACCGAUGAAAACAAAUCGGAAUCGGAAACUGCGGCAACCGCAGCACCGGCCAAGAAGAAAUCCGCGUACUCUCUAGCUCCCAAUCGAGUCAGCUGUCCGUAUUGUAGCCGAAAAUUCCCUUGGACCUCCUCUCUACGACGCCACAUCCUCACCCACACCGGUCAGAAACCGUUCAAGUGCAGUCACUGCCCUCUCCUCUUCACCACCAAAUCCAACUGCGACCGUCACCUGCUGCGAAAACACGGCAACACGGCAACCACCAUCACCAACGAGGUGGCUGGCAACGCAGCGGCGGCAGCAGGCUACCUCAUGCGGAACGUACCUGAGAGGCCGUUUAAGUGCUCCAGCUGCCCUAGCAGCACUUUCUCCACGUACUCCAACCUGAAAAAACACAUCAACGGCAAACACUCGACCAAUGCGCAAGGCGACGACAUCAAAGCUCAGGGUUACGAAGCUGGCAGUUCUGAGGACGAGAAAGGAGGGACCCAAACUGAGACUAAAAACGAAUGGGAAAACCAAAUCGGAUACGGCAGGUUCCCCGUCGAACCGCACGCAAACCAAACGCUCAACUCUGAUCUGCCUUUUAAGUGUCAUUUAUGUGAAGGUUCGUUUGCCGAACGUCACGACGCUUUAGACCAUACCAGGGACAAGCACGCUUCCGAAUACGAUCUGCUGAUGUCCAAGAAUGCGUUGGAUACGAAUGCGACUACACCAGAUGAUGCUGCCCACCAUGACGACGACGACGACCAAGACGCUCGGGGCAAGUUCCCAGAUUACAGUAACCGGAGCGCAUGGUGUAUGCGAAGGUUCUGGUCCGCAGAAGAUCUGCGCAGACACAUGCGCACACAUACAGGUGAACGACCGUUCAGCUGCGACAUCUGUAGGCGUAGGUUCACCCUGAAGCACAGUAUGUUGAGGCAUCGAAAGAAACACAACGUUAAUGGAGGUCCGGAUCAGGAUGGAAACGGGAGCGAGGAUGAAGGGAUAGAGAAAAAGAACGGCGAAAAGACAGACGAGUCGGACGGGAACGAGGGUGAUCUUAUCAGUAACUUGUUGGGAAUUAGGGACAGGUCGAUCAUAGAUCGGGUGUUGGACGCGACUGCUGACGACGCAGCUAAACUGCUAGGCGUGAAACCCAACAUUAAGUAACGCAGCAGGGUUGGGGGUAUUUUUAUUUCAAUAAAUUGAAUGGGUUUUUGGUAUUCGCCAAACGGAGCCGACACGAAGUCUGUAGAAACAGGACGAUACAGGUGUGAGCGAUGACCGUUACGCUAUUAUUUAUUUCAGGGAGUUGGUUUGCCCGACCGAAUAUUGACACACAAUUCUAAUAGAUUUCUCACUAGAUACCAAUAUGUUCUACUUUUGCUCUAACGCCUUUAAUAUUUUAAAACAAUAGAUCAAAUAGAUCAAAAACUCCAAAAAUAAAAACCGAAAACUUAACACAAAACAUUAGUAAAUAGUAGAUGAUUUAUCUCAAAACACAUAUAAAUGCUUUUGUAAACCGUAACCUCACUUACUGUUUGGUUAAAAUGUUGGACGAGUCCAAGUUCUUCCACUUGAUUCAUAUUCCACUGACUUGAACCUAAUAAUGGCAAAGUGCAAUAGGUAUCCUAAUUGUAAACUAAUUUAUUAGACUGUUCCUGAAAAGCUGAAAGGUACAAAUCCUCCUUACGGCUUCAAAGUAAACAAAAAAAAACAAGCUAAACGCUAAACGCUUGACAACUUGACAAAAAUAUUAAAAAUUAUCAACGAUGCAUAUUCCAUAUUAUGUUGUUGUUGUG
Molecule: messenger RNA, 4971 nt
Organism: Cylas formicarius (sweet potato weevil)
Lineage: Eukaryota; Metazoa; Arthropoda; Insecta; Coleoptera; Brentidae
Product: ras-responsive element-binding protein 1-like
Biological process (GO): regulation of transcription by RNA polymerase II
Cellular component (GO): nucleus
Molecular function (GO): RNA polymerase II cis-regulatory region sequence-specific DNA binding; DNA-binding transcription activator activity, RNA polymerase II-specific
Source: RefSeq, a predicted model, not a curated record